GAAAAAGUGCAACGCAUGUCUGGUGAACAAAAAGUGGAUAUUCCAAGGCGAUGGAAGAGAUCUGACGCACUGCAUUUCAUGGAGAGAGAAGGGGCGGGGGGAGGAGUCGAAGCUGACAGAGUGAAGUUAAGUGGAGUGGAAGUGCAUCUGAAGGCGUUACUAAUCCAGCUCUUGUCUGCUGCCGCACCGACGUGGAGUCGUAGUGACAGUGUAGCAGUGCGGGAGGAAAUCAGCCUGGACUUAGUGCAAGAUUGUCCAGUUUGCGUAAGCCUGCUGUUCCGUUUCUUCGUCACUUGUCUCGUCGUCCGAACAAAUUCACCCAGCACACUCACAACGGCAAAAGAAGGAAACAAAACCACACGUCACAGUGUGCACAGUACAAUAGAAGUUGCUAUUCAAGAGACAAGCCACCUUUCACCACGUCCAGUGGACAGUGCGCGCAGUGAGAGCGCUGUUGAAGGUUUGCAGUACAAGAAGAAGGGCCCUGAUCACUGGUUAGACCAUUCCCUGUUUAAAAGAGCUUCAUCUUUGUCUGAAGAGGGGUUGAUGACGAACAAACUCAAUUUGUCGCAGUAUCUUCGUCUUGGGGCAAGGGCUGUGAGAAAAGAAGUGUUUGACUAGAUGGUUGUGUCACCGCAACCAUUACUU
Messenger RNA from Physcomitrium patens, 648 nucleotides. RefSeq lists its product as uncharacterized. The record is from RefSeq and is a predicted model, not a curated record. NCBI's taxonomy places the organism in Eukaryota, Viridiplantae, Streptophyta, Bryopsida, Funariales, Funariaceae.